This is a messenger RNA of Sorex fumeus (smoky shrew), 756 nucleotides long. It is a transcript of the gene BEX2, whose product is annotated as brain expressed X-linked 2. Gene Ontology annotation, biological process: signal transduction. The transcript has 2 exons. The coding region runs from base 133 to 519 and encodes 128 amino acids. Lineage: Eukaryota; Metazoa; Chordata; Mammalia; Eulipotyphla; Soricidae. Gene Ontology annotation, molecular function: signaling receptor binding. The record is from RefSeq and is a predicted model, not a curated record. Gene Ontology annotation, cellular component: cytoplasm; nucleus.
GUGGGCGGGUCGAGCUGAGCGCCGCAGCUGUCUCUGCUCCCACCCGCAGGUCUGAGGGUCCAAGUGUCUCCGAGGAGCACUUGCAGCGACAAUCGGACGAAGGCGGAGACAGCAAGGAUAGGCCCAGGAGCAAUGGCAUCCAAAGAGAAACAAGAGCUGAACAACCUGACCAUGGAAAAUGCCAAUCCGGAAAAGGAAAAGAAGGAUGUAAAGGAGCAAGAUGCUAAUAAAGGAGAGUCUCAGUCCCCCUCUUUGGAAACUGCUGAAUAUUGUGUGCCCAGAGGAAAUCGUAGGCGGUUCCGUGUUAGGCAGCCCAUCCUGCAGUAUAGAUGGGACAUGAUUCAGAGGCUUGGAGAGCCACAGGCUAAGAUGAGAGAAGAGAAUGUGGGAAAUAUUGGGGCGGAGAUGAGGGAGCUGAGGGAAAAGCUGAAGGAAAAGCAGUCCAGUCAUACACUGCGGGCAGUUAGUACUGACCCCCCUCACCAUGACCAUCAUGAUGAAUUUUGCCUUAUGCCUUGAAUACUCUUUUCCCUGAAGUUAAUAGGGGGACACGCCUGCUUCCUAAACUUACAUGUUCGUGAUGUACUUUUGUUGUAAACAUUUUGCUGUUGUUUAUUGUGGGUCUCCUAUUACCAGCUUCUAAUUGAAUGUUGUGUUUUUGACCCAGUCUGUAAGUUUCUGUUAGCAGGGGAGUUUUACCUAUUGCAUGGAAAGAUGCCCAUAUAUUGUGAAGUUAAUAAACUGUUUUAAAAAGCA